AUGAUUAUAGUAUCAAGGAAGAUGUGUAUGGUGUGUCAACGUUCACCUUUUGUUUAUGAAGAUGUGGGACGUCAUAUGAGUGAGAAAACAAAAAAAUAUUUCCAAGCACCUAAUACUUUACUGAUGAACACCUUACAAAAGGUAAAUUCAGUUAUUAAAUUCCAGCAGAAUCAGUACAAAAUAAUGCAAAAAAAUGUGAGCAAUAUGCACGAACAUAUGGAUGAUAUAGCUGAUCGAUGCAAGGAAACUGCGAAGAUCUGCGAUUUUUUGGGGAAGAAUGUAAACUCAUUGGCUACAAAUUUACAGCACUAUCGUGGGAUGUUGCAGCACUUGAAUAGCUCAUUUACGGAUUAUGAGCAAAAUUUGAAAUAUUUUGAAGACAUUAGUGGGAUUGCCGAUGCAUCAGGAUCGAUUGAUUUGCAGCAUCAUUCAUCUAAAGACAAUAACGAAGAAUUGAGCAAAGCAAACACUUUUCCUCUUCGAAAUAGAUCUUUUAAUAGCAUUUUGUCGCCAAAUAGGCAAAGUUCAUCGAAAUGCAAUGCAGCAAUCAGCAAAUUGUUCAUUCCUUGUUUUAAUGCCGACGACAAUUUCUCAGUGUCAUGUCUUCAGUCAGUGAAGAAAUCUGGAAAUUUGACAGCGAUAUUUGAUCGUAGAGAUAAAAGUAAUGCAAUGAAGUUGAAUCAAACUAUUAAUAUUAGCAAUCCAUACAUGCAAUACAUAUCGCAAAAGAAUUCUCAUUUAUCAACAAUUAUUGAUCGAAAUUUUACCUGUUCGGCUGUGGCACAAAUUAAAAAGGAUGAAUUUAAUAUGCAACAAUUGAGAAAGAAAAAACGAUCAAAAGUACCGGAAGAUAUGCAAUUAUCAAAGAACGCAUUUAAAUUAAGAUCGAUUACGCAUGGAUUCUAUAACGUACGUGCGAAUUCUCGUAGCCAUUCACCACCUCAUAAAAGCACUCGUUCUGGUGAUAAUUAA
Molecule: messenger RNA, 972 nt
Organism: Brugia pahangi
Lineage: Eukaryota; Metazoa; Nematoda; Chromadorea; Rhabditida; Onchocercidae
Source: the annotation of a GenBank genome assembly